Cricetulus griseus (Chinese hamster) is the source of this 3003-nucleotide messenger RNA. Lineage: Eukaryota; Metazoa; Chordata; Mammalia; Rodentia; Cricetidae. The record is from RefSeq and is a predicted model, not a curated record.
UGCUGCAGCCGAGGGAAUGGGCUUGGAAACAGAGAACCAUGAAGUAUGGAACAACCCCAGGAAGAGGCAUUGCCAAGGUCCUCAUUGCAAACAGAGGAGAAAUUGCUUGCAGGGUGAUACGAACAGCCAAAAGAAUGGGCAUACAGUCUGUGGCUGUUUACAGUGAGGCCGACAGGAACACCAUGCAUGUAGAUAUGGCAGAUGAAGCAUAUUCCAUCGGCCCUGCUCCAUCUCAGCAGAGCUACCUGGCAAUGGAGAAAAUCAUUCAAGUGGCCAAGAGCUCUGCAGCACAGGCCAUCCAUCCAGGAUAUGGUUUUCUUUCAGAAAACAUGGAAUUUGCUGAACUUUGUAAGCAAGAAGGAAUUAUUUUUAUAGGCCCUCCUUCAUCUGCAAUUAGAGAUAUGGGUAUAAAGAGCACAUCCAAGUCCAUCAUGGCUGCUGCUGGAGUUCCUGUUGUGGAAGGUUACCAUGGAGAGGACCAGUCUGACCAGUGCCUGAAAGAACAUGCUGGGAAAAUUGGGUACCCUGUUAUGAUCAAAGCCGUGCGUGGUGGAGGAGGAAAAGGCAUGAGGAUCAUUAGAUCAGAAAAAGAAUUCCAAGAGCAGUUAGAAUCAGCUCGCAGGGAAGCUAAGAAAUCUUUCAAUGAUGAUGCUAUGCUGAUCGAGAAGUUUGUGGACACACCAAGGCAUGUGGAAGUUCAGGUGUUUGGUGAUCACCAUGGCAAUGCAGUGUACUUGUUUGAAAGAGACUGUAGUGUGCAGAGGAGACAUCAGAAGAUCAUUGAGGAGGCCCCAGCGCCUGGUAUUAAUCCUGAAGUAAGAAGAAAGCUGGGGGAGGCCGCAGUCAGGGCUGCUCAGGCUGUCAAGUAUGUGGGAGCUGGAACUGUGGAAUUCAUUAUGGACUCAAAGCACAAUUUUUAUUUCAUGGAGAUGAAUACAAGACUACAAGUGGAACAUCCUGUCACUGAAAUGAUCACUGGAACUGACUUGGUGGAAUGGCAGUUCAGGAUUGCAGCAGGAGAGAAGAUUCCCUUGAGCCAGGAAGAAAUCCCUCUGCAGGGCCAUGCCUUUGAGGCGAGAAUAUAUGCAGAGGACCCUGACAAUAACUUCAUGCCAGGGGCCGGACCAUUGGUUCACCUCUCUACCCCUCAGGCAGAUGUGUCCACAAGGAUUGAAACUGGAGUACGGCAAGGAGAUGAAGUCUCAGUGCAUUAUGACCCCAUGAUUGCAAAGCUUGUUGUAUGGGCCGCAGAUCGCCCGUCAGCCCUGUCGAAACUGAGGUACAGCCUUCAUCAGUACAAUAUUGUUGGCUUACGAACCAAUGUGGACUUCCUGCUCCGGCUGUCUGGCCACCCAGAGUUCGAAGCUGGGAAUGUGCACACUGACUUUAUUCCUCAGCACCACGAGGAACUUCUGCCCACCCACAGCGUCAUAGCCAAGGAGGCUGUGUGCCAGGCAGCUCUGGGGCUCAUCCUCAAAGAGAGAGACAUGACCAGCGCUUUCAGACUUCACACACAAGAUCAAUUCUCUCCGUUUUCAUUCAGCAGUGGGAGAAGACUGAAUAUCUCUUACACCAGGAACAUGACUCUGAGAAGUGGUAAAAGUGAUGUAGUCGUAGCUGUGACGUAUAACCAUGAUGGGUCAUAUGACAUGCAGAUUGGAAAUGAGACCUUCCGAGUCCUUGGUGAUCUUUGCAGUGAGGGAGGCUGUACCUACCUGAAGUCUUCUGUUAAUGGAGUAGCCAGUAAAUCCAAGUUCAUCAUUCUGGACAACACCAUCUACCUGUUUUCCAUGGAAGGCAGUACUGAAAUUGGCAUUCCAGUACCCAAGUACUUAUCUUCAGUGAGCUCAGAAGGAACCCAGGGAGGUACUAUCGCACCUAUGACUGGAACCAUUGAAAAGGUGUUUGUGAAAGCUGGAGACAGAGUAAAAACCGGAGACUCUCUGAUGGUUAUGAUCGCCAUGAAGAUGGAGCAUACCAUAAAAGCUCCAAAGGAUGGCAAGAUUAAAAAGGUGCUCUUCAGAGAAGGGGCCCAGGCCAACAGACAUGCGCCUUUAGUGGAGUUCGAGGAGGAGGAGGAAUCUGACUAAUGCAAGUCAUAAUGAACUGUGCCCAUCAAAGAAGGCUGACAGCACAACAUCUUACCUGCCCAAUACAGCAAGUGCCUCCUGAAUCUCUAGAUCCCAGAAAGAGGAGCUUUAUUCAAAAAAAAAAAAAAAAUGAUGAUGUGAUGGUACUUAAAACCCUUUGAUACUUACAAAUUAUCUCAAAAGAUUUCAUAGAAAUAAAACUGAGUUUUUUGUUUUGGGUUUUUUUUUUGGAAACUAAUGUCUGCCUUAAAUCUUAUAUGUUUACUCUUUUAGGAAUAGGAUAGAGGACAGCUCGAUCAAAUGAGAGAUUAAAAGGAAAAGUCAUAUAAAUAAAUGGCUUUCCAUUUACCUCUAAUGACAAUAUAGUAACUUCAGAGGCAGAUGUCACAGAGCUGAACUCAAGUAAGGGUAACUUAAUUGAGUAGUUUAAGACAUGAGUGUUACUUGUUUCUAGUCCUUGUGUCUGAAAAGUUUCUAUUUAGAUUCUUCUGCCUUUAGUGUACUUGCCAGGAGCCUGGAAAGCCCCAGGUGACUGAAUGUGUGCUGUUGACCUGGGCACGGCCAUGUCAACAACCUUUGCCUUAGACCCAAGGAAUAUGGCAAAGACACCCUCCCCCCCCCCCCCCCCCUGUGCCCAAUAUUCCCCUUUGGGAAUGAGGCCCAGAGGAAUUUUGAACAAGGCCUUCCACUGUUGCAUGUGCAGGUAUUGAUGUUGUGUGCAAACGUUGUCCAUCAUAGCCAUCUACCCCUGGGAUGUUUACAGCCUGCUCUCCUGCAGAGAUCACUCCUACCAAGAUUAGCUAAUCUGUGGCCUCCAUUCAGCUAUAUACCAUAAACCCUCUCCUUGUUUAUAUGUAUGCCAUAAUCUCACAUGCUUAUUCAGUUCUGUGUAAUAAACAUCCUGCACAUCCAA